CUGACGUUGUGUCUGCGCGAGCGAGUGGAUGGAUAAAAAUUGCAGCUUCAGGAAAAUGGCUACAAACGUCGUACCGAUAAAAGGUGUUUGAAGAAACAAAUCUCCCAUCUGACCCAUUGUCACCAGUGCUGACUACAAACUCGACUUACAUGGCACCCUCAAAUUGACAUCAUGGCCCAGAUAUCCAGUGGUAAUGGGUUCAAGCUGGACGUGGCCCAGCCCAUGGGGGUUGUGGGUAAGGAGGAGGCCCUUCGCAUGGAGGUGGAGGCCUUAGCGAAACUACAAAAAGAGAAGAGACACACGCUCCCGGCGACCACCACCACCUCCGCUCCAAGGCCCACUCCUUCCUCCAGCAGCCGACCAGAGAAGGACCUCAUAGUCUUCCCCGAUGCCAAGAAGCAGGCGGAGAAAGACAACUUCCAGGACAUCGACGUGGACAAGCUGACCAAUGAGGAGCUGGAGAAGCUCCUGCUGGACGACAACUUCGGGGCCAACAGCGGCAAGGCCUUGCGACCCUCCUCGCUGCUGGGAUUCAACCUCAGCGCCUCCUACCCGGGGGGCCAAGCCACCUGCAGCCCCUCUCCCUUCCCCAACGGCCAGUGGAUGCCUUCCAUCCUCUCCACCCCCUCCGGCGUGUCCACGCCAACCCACCAUCAGGCUCCCAUGUUCCCCUCUGCGCCGUUCCCCAAGCCCCAGACCUGCUCCUUCCAGAAUGGCUUUUCUCCAGCCAUGCCACCCUACAUGGGCUUGCCUAGCCCGCAGACCUCCUUCAUGGCCUUCACUCCUAUCCAGCAGCCCGGAGCCAUGGUGUUCCAGCAGCCCACCGUCACCCCAGAGAUGGCCAAGCUCUUCCACAAGAUCCACAGCACCUCGGAAUACUUGAAGAACGGCAGGUCAGCCAGUACUGACCUGGAUGCUGCCCCGACCAGUGCAGUGUCGCUGGCGCCCAACCCACCUGCCGUGGAACCACUUGCUGUCAGCCGCUUCGAGUGGCUGGACCUGGACCCGCUCAACGGGUGCAAAGCUGAGGGUGAGGAGGGCACCUCACCGGCACCGAGCGGCACCGUGACUGUAGUGGGAGGGCAAGCCGGCGGGGACCCCUGGGACGCCGUGCUGCUAGAUGAGACGGAGGGAGGGGCUGGCGGCAGCAGUCCACCAACUGAGGUGAAGGGUCAUCUCGCAGGUCGCUCUCAGCCUCGGCAGUUGUCGCUGGGGGCGGGGGUCACCAGGAGCCACUCCCUCACCAUCCCGGAAUCCUCUUCCCAGCACAAGCUAAACAAUCAGCACAAUAAGAGACCUGGGAGAGUACUGUACACCGCCCUGGAGGAGAAGGAAGCCCAGAACCUAGAAGUUGUAGCCUUCUGUGAAGAUGUAGCAACCCUGAGGUCAAAGUUCCCCCAUGAUGACCUCCACACCAACCCGGGGUACGUGCUGAGUGCAGUCAUCCCUCAGAGGGACGUGGGCGGGGACAAUAGCUGCAGCGUCAAGGUGUCCAUCGAGAUCUCCGAGUCCCAGGAGCCUGUCACCUUCACCUGCGACGGUAAGGACAAUAACACAAUACACCUACUAGCAUUGCUAAAUCCCAUAAAUGUUCUCGAAAUUCCCAGGUUUUCCAGAAACCCCGAUAGAGUUCCCGGGAAUCAGGAGGGGAAACGGAAUUCUCCAAGUGGGAGUUCUGGAAAACCUGGGAAUUUUAGGAACGUUUUUUUUAAACACAGCCUGGGCAGCCACGAGUAUGUACAGAACUGCAGGAAGUGGGAGGCAGAGAUCAAGCUCCAGCUGCUCUCCCAGAGCACCAUGAGAAGGGAUCUGGCACGAUCGGCGGAAGAUGACUCAUCUCCGGUGGACUUGGAGAGGCACCUGAGCCAAGUGGAGAGGCUGUUUAAGGAAAAGGUCACCAGACAAGGCCUGGCUGACUAUCUGGAAGGCUAUCACAAUCAAGUCAACAUCUGCCUUCAGAAUGAGAGUACCCAGUAUAAGACUGUGGAUGGGGUGGUUCAGAUGGUGAAGAACCUGUGCUGUGCCCUGGAUGAGGUAGAGACCCAGGCCAUCACGGAGGCAGUCAAGAAAGUCAAGCGCUCAGUCAACCUCCCCAGGACUCGCUCGCCAGAGGUGGGCUCCAAAUCCUUAGGUGGCUCGACAAAUGGUCACCUCAGCCCCGUAGAGGAGAGCAUGUGCUUUCUGACGGAUGCCGUCUAUGACCUGGCUAAGCUCUACCUGCGCUCCUUCUGCGCCGCCUCCUCUAGCUCCUCCCCUGACCCCUCCUCAUCCAUCUCCCAGCAUGCCGAGGGGGAGUCUCCUGUGGAGGGGUGUAGCUGUAAGGAGGCCUUGGGCACCACUGACCACCUGCAGUUCACCCUGUUCGCCAUGCAUGGCAUCUCUGCCGCUUGGGUCAGCAGCUAUGAGAAGUACUACAUGAUGUGUGCUCUGACACACAAUGGCCGGAACUUGUUCAAGCCCAUCCAGUCCAAGAAAGUCGGCACCUACAAGAGCUUCUUCUACCACAUCAAAUGGGACGAACUGAUCAACUUCCCAAUGGCGGUGGCCCUGCUUCCAUUGGAGUCCAUGCUGACUCUCUCUCUCUUCGGGGUUCUGAACCAGAACGCCAGCGGUUCCCCAGACUCCAACAAACAACGCAAAGGACCAGAGCUGCUGGGCAAAGUCUCCCUGCCCCUAUUUGACUUUCGACGGGUGCUGAUGAGUGGGACCAAGCUGCUGUGUCUGUGGACGUCUCCUCAGGCUUCCUCUGCUGCAGCCGGGAGGAAGAACCUGGCUGAGAGGAUUAUACUGCAGGUGGACUUCCCCAGCCCAGCGGUGGAUGUGCUGUACGUGGGACCCCAGGAGAGACCCAGCCCUGAUCCAAACACCCUGGAGGAGCUAGACCCUGACCUGCGCCGCCAGGUGGACAAACUCUGCAGCCGAGCUUCCACCUUCGGGUUGACGCGGGCCGACCGCCAGCUGCUGUGGGAUCAGCGGCACCACUGCCGGGCUCACACCCAUAGCCUGCCCAAGGUGCUGGCCAGCGCCCCCAGCUGGGACUGGGGCAGCAUGGCUGAGAUCCACUCCCUCCUCCAUCACUGGCCCUCGCUCCAACCAGUCUGUGCUCUGGAGCUGCUUGACGCUAAGUUUGCUGACACAGAGGUGAGGAGUGUGGCUGUCCGCUGGAUCGAAUCCACCAGUGAUGACGAGUUGGCCGACUACCUGCCUCAGCUAGUGCAGGCCCUGAAGUUUGAGUGUCACCUAAAGAAUGCCUUGGUCAUGUUCCUACUGUCCAGAGCACAGGGCAACGUCAGUAUCGCCCACUACCUGUACUGGCUACUGAGAGAUGCAGUGUUAGACCCAGCGUUUGGCCGGAGGUACGACCAAGUGCUGGGGUCCCUGCUGUGUCUGUGUGGGGCCGGCCUCCGGGAUGAGCUGGACAAACAGACCCGCCUGGUCACUCUGCUGGGGGAGCUGGCCGAGAAGGUCCGGCAGGCCGGGGGCUCCACACGACAGGUGGUGCUCCAGGAGGGUCUGGAGAGGGUGCAGUCAUUCUUCCAGAGGAACAGCUGCAGGCUUCCCCUCAGCCCCAGCCUGGAGGCCAAACAACUCAACAUCAAGUCGUGCUCCUUUUUCAACUCCAACGCGGUGCCCUUGAAGCUGGCCCUGGUGAACUCCGACCCUCUGGGAGAGGAGAUCAACGUCAUGUUCAAGGUGGGAGAGGACCUGAGGCAGGACAUGCUGGCUCUGCAGAUGAUCCGGGUCAUGGACCGCAUCUGGCUUCAGGAGGGACUGGACCUGCGCAUCGUCAACUUCAAAUGCAUCUCCACCGGGAAAGACAACGGAAUGGUGGAGCUGGUGCCGUCCUCCGACACCCUGAGGAAAAUACAGGCGGAGUACGGAGUGACGGGCUCCUUUAAGGACAAGCCCCUGGCGGAGUGGCUCCGCAAGUACAACCCUGCUGAGGACGAGUACGACAAGGCUUCGGAGAACUUCAUCUACUCGUGUGCGGGCUGCUGCGUGGCCACCUACGUGUUGGGUAUCUGCGACCGCCACAACGACAACAUCAUGCUGCGCUCCACCGGUCACAUGUUCCACAUCGACUUUGGCAAGUUUCUGGGCCACGCCCAGAUGUUCGGCAGCUUCAAAAGGGACCGUGCUCCAUUCGUGCUGACCUCUGACAUGGCCUAUGUGAUCAACGGGGGAGAGAGGCCCACCAGUCGCUUCCAGCUGUUUGUGGACCUGUGCUCCCAGGCCUACAACCUCAUCCGCAAACACUCAGGCCUCAUCCUCAACCUGCUCUCCCUGAUGACGUUGUCAGGCCUUCCAGAGCUGACGGGAAAUCAGGACCUGAAGUAUGUAUAUGACGCUCUGCAGCCCCAGACCACCGACGCAGAGGCCACCAUCUUCUUCACCAGGUUGAUCGAAUCCAGCCUGGGCAGCGUGGCCACCAAGUUCAACUUCUUCAUCCACAACCUGGCCCAGCUGCGCUUCUCAGGCCUGCCAUCCAACGAUGAGCCCAUCCUCUCCUUCUCCCCCAAGACCUACACGCUGAAGCAGGAGGGGCGCAUCCGCGACGCCUCCAUCUUCUCCUUCCAGAAGAGAUACAACCCCGACAAGCACUACACGUACGUGGUGAGGCUCCUGCGAGAGGGGCAGAGCGAAGCCCAGUUUCUCUUCCGCACCUUCGAUGAGUUCCAGGAGCUCCACAACAAGCUGUGCAUCCUCUUCCCUCUGUGGAAGCUGCCAGGGUUCCCUAAUAGGAUGGUGCUGGGCCGUACCCACAUCAAGGACGUGGCAGCCAAGAGGAAGAUUGAGCUCAACGGUUAUGUUCAAAACCUGUUGAGGAGUUCCACAGAGGUCACACAGUGUGAUCUUAUCUAUACAUUCUUCCAUCCGAUCGCGAGAGACGACAAGACGGAAGGAUUGGAGGCGACGGCCAGAGCACCAGAUACGCCACCGUUGAGUCCCACCUCCGGCAGAGUGGAGGGGGAGGUGAAGCUGUCCGUGUCCUACAGGAACAGCACACUCUUUAUCAUGGUCAUGCACAUCCGGGACCUGGUAUCUGAGGAGGGGACAGACCCUAACCCCUAUGUGAAAACCUACCUGCUCCCAGACCCCCACAAAACCUCCAAGCGCAAAACAAAGAUAUCCAGGAAGACCAGAAACCCCACUUUCAACGAAAUGCUGGUGUACAGUGGCUACAGCAAGGAGACCCUGGGGCUCCGGGAGCUACAAUUGAGCGUGCUCAGUGCCGAGUCGCUGAGAGAGAACUGCUACCUAGGCGGCGUCACGCUCACACUCAAAGACUUCGACCUCAGCAAGGAGACGAUCAAGUGGUACAAGCUGACCGCCGUGCCGUACUUCUAGAUGACUCCCCCUGAGAAAAACGCUGCUUAUCAAGAAAACUCUUAAGAUACACCUAUUUAAGGGCAGCAGGAUCACCCCAGGGUGGUGCUUCAAAUCCUUCCCCUUCCUCCUCAAGCUCAAGGCCCUGUCCAGAAACCACCCCUUACACCUUAAGGCCCUGUCCAGAAACCACCCCUUACACCUCAAGGCCCUGUCCAGAAACCACCCCUAACCCCUUACCCCUUUUGGCACUUCAUGUAGAUCUCAAAGAAUUAUAAGCAAUAUGGUUGUAGCGCCGACCUUUCAGCUCUACACAAGUGCCUAGAUAGAUGGGGGCUAGGGGUUUAUUCUGGUUGGGGCCAUUCUCUCUCCCUCACUAAUCAAGGUUUUUUCUCAUUGUAGAAAACAAUCUCCACUUAUUUAGUUUGUCCUAAACUGUAACACGAGAGCUGUAAUGUUUUGUACAUUUUGACAUUCGAGGACCAAAACAUCUUACCUUCAGAAGAGUAUAUAUAGAUUGCCACUUUUUUUUUUUAUAUAGUGGCUCAUUUUUACAUUUUUUCUUCUUCUAUGUAAACAAAUAGGAAGCGUCUGGUUUCCUGCUAAGCUAGCUGAGAACGUCUGGUAAUGUGCCCAUCACAAACCAGACUCCAGGAAAGAGUGUUCUUGUGUUUCCCAAUCACAUGCCAAUAAACUGAUGAUGAUGAUGAUGGCAAACCACUCUCCCGAAGGGGAACCGAUCAUGGUGCCUUGUUUGUGUUCACAAUCUCUUAUACACUCCACUUUAGCCUUAUUGCAAUGUGUUUUAUAAAAAAUAAAUGUGAUAUCCCAAUUGAAAAAAUGUAUCUAUUCUGUCAAAUAAUGUCAACAGUUCUCAGUGUGAGAAGGGUUCUGGACAAGCAUCAGAAGGUGUUGGAACGGUCGGCUCCCACUUGUAUGCACACUACCAUAUAUUUAUUAUGUUAAAUACUUGACUUUUCACUGCACACUUUUGGGGAAGACAAGUGUCCUCAACGCUGAUCCAAUGCCAGUUUUUAUUUCACCUCCUAUUGGUUUUAAGGGUAGAAUUUAGAGUGGGGUAAGCUGAUCGUAGAUUUGUGCUCAAGAGGUAACUGACCUGGAGCUAUCUGGACAAAAAAAGGGAAGACAUCCAGGUCAGGAGAUACACUGCUUCCUCUGAGCUGCCUACAAACCUAAAGAUGAAAUAAUGAAUUAAUCCAGGAGGGGUUUUCAAGAGAAUGUCAACAAAGACAAUUCUGAUAAGCAUCACUCACGCUAUGAAUAGAGACUUGAUCUUCUAUUUUAAUGACUGUAUGAGUUUCUAUUAACAUGGCCAGUUAUUUAUUCUUAAUUGGUUACCUUAACCCGAAUGAAUCGGUGUGUACUGUAAUCCCUCUUUCCUAAAGCAAAUUAAAUGUUUUUUGAACAAA
Messenger RNA from Salvelinus fontinalis (brook trout), 6758 nucleotides. RefSeq names its product phosphatidylinositol 4-phosphate 3-kinase C2 domain-containing subunit alpha-like. Bases 172 to 5349 code for a protein of 1725 amino acids. Gene Ontology annotation, biological process: cell migration; phosphatidylinositol-mediated signaling; phosphatidylinositol 3-kinase/protein kinase B signal transduction. The transcript has 32 exons. NCBI's taxonomy places the organism in Eukaryota, Metazoa, Chordata, Actinopteri, Salmoniformes, Salmonidae. Gene Ontology annotation, molecular function: 1-phosphatidylinositol-4-phosphate 3-kinase activity; phosphatidylinositol binding; 1-phosphatidylinositol-3-kinase activity. Gene Ontology annotation, cellular component: cytoplasm; phosphatidylinositol 3-kinase complex; plasma membrane. The record is from RefSeq and is a predicted model, not a curated record.